Molecule: messenger RNA, 318 nt
Organism: Knipowitschia caucasica
Lineage: Eukaryota; Metazoa; Chordata; Actinopteri; Gobiiformes; Gobiidae
Source: the annotation of a GenBank genome assembly
AUGCUCAGAAACGUGGAGGAUGGGGUUCGGAUCCCAAAGGACAGUCAGCUCACAGACAAACACCUCAAAGCCAUCGGGAAAGCGGCUGCCAAAAAAUUACUGCUGGAGUAUGGCUUGGUCUCUGCUCUAAGCUACAAUAGUUUCACUGAGGCUACGAUAAAACUGAACCUGAACCUCCAACUCAAGCAUUAUUUGGCCCAUUGUCCUCAGACUAAGCCAACAAGCUUCUUUGCAAGGGUUUGGAAGGUCUUCAGAAGAAACCGGAUCAGCUCGGGACCUCUGAGCACCUAUUUGUCAUCUACUAAUCAAAACCAGUAG